AUGGGUAAUUUAUCAUUUAGACAAAAAAACAGCAGGAAAGAUAUGACGAUCGCUAAAACAUCGUCAUGUGGCCUUACCGAAUACUGGAACCAAAAGAGACAAGAUUUUAACGAUAUCUACUUUAAUAAUAAUAAUUGCCCACCAGCUGAAGCGUCGGACUUUCGUGUGACAACCAUUUUGGAUGAAGGAUCUUUUGGAUCUGUUGCAUUAACCACUCACAAUAUAACCGGUACUGUUCAUGCUACAAAAGUAAUUGCCAAAAAGAAAAUCGUUAAAGGUCAUAAUGUGCAGCGAAUGCUUAAUGAGAAACGGAUUUUGGAAUCAAUAAAUUUUCCGUUUGUAAUUCGUCUCGAGUAUUUCUACCAAGAUCACAGUUUCAUUUAUUUUGUCAUGCCAUUCGUUUGCGGCGGUAACAUUCACACGCACAUGAAACGAUACGGACCUAUGGACGAGUACAAAGCGCGGUUUUACUUCUCGGAAGUUCUGCUGGCCGUUGAAUACCUACACAAGUUGAACUUGGUGCAUCGGGAUAUCAAGCCCGAAAAUAUACUAAUCGACGUCAACGGACAUGCUCAACUCGCAGACUUCGGGUUUUGCAAACACAUAAAGGGUCGUACAUUCACGUUUUGUGGCACUGCUGAAUACUUGGCGCCAGAAAUUAUACUCAGACGAGGAUAUGGAAAAGCGGUUGACUAUUGGUCACUCGGAGUUCUUCUAUACGAGAUGUUGGCCAACCGUUCGCCGUUCGUCGAUCGCGACACUGGGAAGCUGUUCAGUAACAUCGUGACUGGGGAGUACAGCUGUCCGUUGGGCUUCUCGGGCGAUGUUAUCAACCUGUUGCGGAACAUGCUCAAGGUGGACGUGACCAGGCGGUACGGGAAUCUGGCGAACGGCAUCCGGGACAUCAAGAAGCACAGGUGGUUCGGUGACAUGGACUGGUGUGAGGCGUUCGGUAGGCGCGUGACGCCACCGUACGUGCCGGUAAUCAGUGAUACCGUCGACACUAGCAACUUCGAGGCGCAACACGGCAAGCUGUUCUACGGUGCAAGCAAAGACAUGUUCGGUGACAUUUUCAAGGAUUUUUGA
Molecule: messenger RNA, 1086 nt
Organism: Rhopalosiphum maidis (corn leaf aphid)
Lineage: Eukaryota; Metazoa; Arthropoda; Insecta; Hemiptera; Aphididae
Product: cAMP-dependent protein kinase catalytic subunit beta-like
Exons: 3
Coding region: 1-1086 (361 amino acids)
Biological process (GO): peptidyl-serine phosphorylation
Cellular component (GO): cAMP-dependent protein kinase complex; nucleus
Molecular function (GO): cAMP-dependent protein kinase activity; ATP binding
Source: RefSeq, a predicted model, not a curated record